Molecule: messenger RNA, 1812 nt
Organism: Malassezia japonica
Lineage: Eukaryota; Fungi; Basidiomycota; Malasseziomycetes; Malasseziales; Malasseziaceae
Gene: URK1
Product: uridine/cytidine kinase
Exons: 3
Coding region: 1-1812 (603 amino acids)
Biological process (GO): pyrimidine-containing compound salvage
Cellular component (GO): cytoplasm
Molecular function (GO): ATP binding; uridine kinase activity
Source: RefSeq, a predicted model, not a curated record
AUGUCGGGCAUCCGCACGCCGCAGGAGGACCUCUCGCGGAGCGGCACGCCGGUGCAGCAGCUCCGUGGCGCGGCCGCGGCAGGCACACACACGCCGCGGCCUAGCCGCGCGAUGCACGAGCCCGCGCCGAGCCCCGGCAUGACGCAGCCGCGGCGCUCGUACAGCAAGACGACCGUAAUGGCUGAGGCGGGCCGCCAGCCCUGGUACGACGCCGACGGCCGCCCCAUCCCACCGUACAUUGUCGGCGUCGCGGGGGGAAGCGCGAGUGGGAAAACGUCGAUCGCCAAGGAAAUUCUGCGGCUCCUGCCGGACGUGCCGUGGGUCGCGAUCGUGUCCCAGGACGCGUUCUACCGCCCGCUUACCCCGGCACAGACCAAGCUCGCGUUUGCGCAAAACUUCGACUUUGACCAUCCCAGCGCGAUCGACCAGGAGCUGCUCGUGCAGUGCGUGCGCGAGCUGAAGCAGUCGCGCGCCGUCCAGAUCCCCGUGUACAGCUUUACGCAGCACCAGCGCACCGCCGAGUCGACCUACCUGUACGGCCAUGCGGUGAUUGUCGUCGAGGGCAUCUUUGUGCUCCAGGACGAGAAUCUGCGCGACCUGCUCGACCUCAAGAUCUUUGUGCAGACCGACCCAGACAUUAUGCUCGCCCGGCGCAUCCGCCGCGAUAUCCUCGAGCGCGGGCGCUCGGUCGAGGGUGUGCUCGACCAGUACAUGCGCUUCGUCAAGCCGUCGUUUGAUACCUUUGUCGGUUCCUCGGCGCGCCACGCGGAUAUCAUUGUGCCCGGCGCGAACAAUGCCGUGGCCAUCGACGUGAUUGCGCAGCACAUCGCCAAGCACCUCACACGCAGCUACUCGUGCCAGCUGAACCGCUCCAUACCCCGCACGAUCGCCACUGGCGAGCCACACGCAUUUCCCAUGGCAAGGGUCGUGAUCGGCGACUCGGUGCAAGGCGAGCCGCUGCAUGUAGUGCAGCACGAGCCCUUCUCUAAGCCGCCGCGGCUCGAGGGCAGCGAGGCGGUGCUGCGCCUGGCGGACGUGCACGAAGUCGCGCCGCUCCCACCGAACGUGAUGGUCGUGCCGCAGACUGCACAGCUGCUCGGCCUCCAGACGAUCCUGCACAAUGCCGACACGCGCUCGGGCGAGUUUGCGUACGCGUGCAAGCGUAUCGGCGCACACGUCGUCGAAACCGCCAUGUCGCUCCUCCCGUACCGCUCCAAGACCGUGCCGCUGCACACCGGCGGGUCCUAUACCGGUGUCGAGAUGGACGUCGAGCACAUCUGCGGCGUCUCAAUCCUGCGCAGCGGCGCGAUCCUCGAGGCGCCACUGCGCCGCGCCUUCCCCGCCCUUGCCCUCGGCUCGCUCCUGAUCCAGAGCUCGGACAGCAACUAUCGCCCCCUUCUCUACGCGGUGCGCCUCCCGUCGUUUGUGCGGACGCGCGCGAGUGCGGAGAAGACCUAUGUGCUUCUUUCCGACGCGCAGAUCGGCACCGGCGCGGCCGCAUUCAUGGCCGUGCGUGUGCUGCUCGACCAUGGCGUACCCGAAAACCAAAUCAUCCUCCUCACGCUCCUCGCCUCGGCGCGCGGCGGAGUGUGGGCCCUCCAGCAUGCCUUCCCUGGUGUGCGCAUCGUCGCUGGCUCUGUCGAUCCCGGUCUACGAAAGUUUGUAUGGCCCACUACACAGCAUCAGCGCCGCGCAAAGGCGCUCUCCUCGGCCCUCGACGACUCCGACUCGGACGAGCCCGAGACGGAGCGCGUCGUCUUUGCCAUCACCCCGGGCUGCGGCCAGAUGGGCGACCGUUUCUGGGGAACGUAG